AUUCCUGAACCAGGAAUGGUUAUCGUGGCCUUUUCAAGGCGACAAACUCCAGAGACGUACAAACAGCGACCUGCUUCCCAUGAACCUCUGCUCCCCUCGCCAGCAGGGGCGCGCGCUCCCUACCCAGGAGUCCUUGCGCGGCCUGGCAGAGCGGACACCCAGGACUCCAAGAUGGCGUCAGUCGUACCAGUGAAGGAGAAGAAGCUCAUGGAUGUGAAACUGGGAGAGCUGCCCAGCUGGAUACUGAUGCGGGAUUUCACCCCUAAGGGCAUUGCUGGAGCAUUUCAAAGAGGUUAUUACCGGUAUUACAACAAGUAUGUCAAUGUGAAGAAAGGGGGCGUUGCUGGGAUUUCUAUGGUGCUGGCAGCUUAUGUGCUUUUCAACUACUGUCGUUGUUACAAGGAACUCAAACAUGAGCGGCUACGCAAGUACCACUGAAGAGGGCCCAGUGUGGAGGCACAUUCGGCAUUCCUGACCAUGACCUUUGCCUGGCACCCUUGAAUCUUUUCAUAUUCUAAUUCAGAAUUAACAUCCAAUAAAAGAUGACUGGUACUCGGA
Messenger RNA from Leptonychotes weddellii (Weddell seal), 558 nucleotides. It is a transcript of the gene ATP5MF, whose product is annotated as ATP synthase membrane subunit f. Gene Ontology annotation, molecular function: proton-transporting ATP synthase activity, rotational mechanism. The record is from RefSeq and is a predicted model, not a curated record. Gene Ontology annotation, biological process: proton motive force-driven mitochondrial ATP synthesis. Lineage: Eukaryota; Metazoa; Chordata; Mammalia; Carnivora; Phocidae. Gene Ontology annotation, cellular component: proton-transporting ATP synthase complex.